This is a messenger RNA of Exophiala xenobiotica, 1922 nucleotides long. RefSeq lists its product as uncharacterized. Gene Ontology annotation, molecular function: transmembrane transporter activity. The transcript is spliced from 4 exons. Gene Ontology annotation, biological process: transmembrane transport. Gene Ontology annotation, cellular component: membrane. Bases 216 to 1730 code for a protein of 504 amino acids. NCBI's taxonomy places the organism in Eukaryota, Fungi, Ascomycota, Eurotiomycetes, Chaetothyriales, Herpotrichiellaceae. The record is from RefSeq and is a predicted model, not a curated record.
CCGUGCUCAUCAAGGAUUCACAACGCAGAUACAUAUUGUGAUCGUGUGUCACCUCUGUGCUCGGUAAAGCACGGUCUGUGGCCGUUGAUCUUAGGUUACAUUAGUCGCACACUCACUUAACGGACAUUGUCCGUGUGCAGUUGUUAAAUCUCUGAAGGUGCACGGAGUCCCUUUCUGUAUCGGCGAACAAAUCCAUCAACAGAGAGCGACGGGCAAUGGCUACCAGCAACGAUUCCAGCCCUACUCGACGAGGCGACAUGUCUAUUGAUGAGAAAGCAAUCGAACGGCGGGAGGAAGAUCCUGUCAUCAUUCCCAAGGAUAUCGAGGCUCUGCCUGAGAUCGACCAUGCCGCCGAAGCUCGUCUCAUACGAAAACUCGACCUCUACAUCAUCCCACCGACAAUGUUGCUCUAUCUGUUCUCUUUCCUGGACCGUGUCAACAUCGGCAAUGCCAGAUUGUACGGGUUCGAAGAGGACCUGGGGAUAACCAGCACUCAGUAUUCGACCGCUGUGAGCUUAUUGUUUGUCACUUACGUUCUGUGCGAAACGCCCAGCAACCUUAUCAUCAGGAGAUUGCGACCUUCUCGCUACAUCGCUUUUAUCACAACUUGCUGGGGGAUCGUUGCAACCCUUUCGGGUCUUGUUCAGAAUUAUGGAGGUUUGAUCGCUUGCAGGCUCAUCCUAGGAGCCUUGGAAGCAGGCCUUUUCCCGGGUAUGACUCUAUACUUGACUGUUUUCUAUACCAAGCGACAACUCGCCUUGAGAGUCGGCUAUCUCUUUGUGUCUGCUGCCAUUGCCGGCAGCGUGGGUGGCUUGCUCGCCUACGGUAUCGGCUUUAUGGACGGGGUACAAGGCUACAGAGGCUGGAGGUGGAUCUUCAUCAUUGAGGGACUUCCAAGCUUUGUGUUGGGCAUCGCCGUGUACUUCUGGCUGGCCGAUGAUCCUGAGACAGCGUACUACCUUUCUCCCGAAGAGCGACAACUCAUGAUAACCCAGAAACGGCGUCACGUUGGCCACACAGCGUCCGGCGACUUGCUGCACAAGAAAGAUGUGUACAAAGCGUUCAAGGACUGGAAGGUCUGGAUGUUCGCCGCGGGACAGUUCGGCGUUGAUACUGUCCUUUACGGCUACUCUACUUUCUUGCCGACGAUAAUCAAAGGCCUGGGCAAGUGGUCCACGGCCGAAGUCCAAGCACUCACCGUGCCAUGCUAUGCGUUGGGGGCGAUCACUUACCUCGUCGUGGCCCACUUCUCGGACAAAUACCAGCGACGCGGUUUGGCGGUUGUGCCCUUCUGUCUCGUCAGCAUUGUCGGGUACAUUAUCUUAAUGACUGAUGUGAGCUCUGGAGUUCGGUACUUCGGAUGUUUCCUGGUCGCCACGGGAUUGUAUGUUUCUGUUGGUAUUCCAUUGGCUUGGUUGCCAUCCAACAACCCUCGUUAUGGAGCCAGAGCGGCAGCGUCCGGCGCUCAAUUGACUAUCGGAAAUUGUGCCGGAGUAAUGAGUGCGUAUCUUUACAAGACUAAUGAGGCGCCUCGAUACAUCCGAGGGCAUGCCGUGUCGUUGUCGAUGGCAGGUGUAGCCGCCGUCAUCUAUACCAUCAUGUCGGUCUAUUUCUGGAGUCGAAACAAGAAGAGACAAGCAGGCAAAGAGGAUUCUGUCACCAGCGGGAAGACGGAAGAGGAAAUUGCGGAAAUGGGUGAUGAGAACCCAAGAUUUGUGUUUACGUACUGAUGAGUGAGCCCGUUUGCUCCGGCUUAAAGCUGACUUGCCUCUCCGGUGACUCGGCGCCCUUGCCGUUGAAGGAGGAUGAAAGAAUGUUCGAGAGAUCUGUGUUUACUUCCGGUGGCUCAUUAGCGGAUUGUAUCCGUCCGAGUUGAUAAAAGUCAAUAGCAGCCCCAAUGCAUUGCACGAGCCUCAUCGGAG